Styela clava is the source of this 7172-nucleotide messenger RNA. Its product is annotated as dyslexia-associated protein KIAA0319-like protein. Gene Ontology annotation, cellular component: membrane; cytoplasmic vesicle. NCBI's taxonomy places the organism in Eukaryota, Metazoa, Chordata, Ascidiacea, Stolidobranchia, Styelidae. Gene Ontology annotation, biological process: neuron migration. The record is from RefSeq and is a predicted model, not a curated record.
CGAAAAUCAAUCUUGUGAACACAAAGGAGUGUGAGGGAAACAAUUAAAAGACAGAAUGAACUGCAAUUCAUAUCAAAUUAUGUAUUCUAUCAGAAUAUUAAUAUUAUGGAUUAUAUUUCAAAUUACAGCAGCAAGUGAUGGUAUUUGCAACUAUGAACUUUUGCGCGACACUACAAUAAAACCAGAUAAUAUUUCACAAGAUGCGACUAAAAGUCUUUUCAAAAUAGAUGAUGCUGAUGCAUGUGGUCAAAAAUGCUGUGAUAUCGAUGGUUGCAUGGCUGGAAUGUUUCGAAUUGAAGAUCAAAUUUGUCUACUUAUAAACUGUGAUGAAGUUCCUGGAGGAUGCGUAUUUCAAGAUGAUAAUUUGCCAAUCGUCACAAUACGAGUCAAGAGAGAAAGUAAAAAAGGAGAUGACGCCAUCAAAGUUGAAGAAUCAAAUAAUAAUUUGGAUGCAAGUACAAAUGAAGAAAAUAUAGUAUCAGUUGGUACAAACAAUAAAGAUAAUAAUGACAUUAUACAAACAAGCGCAAUACCCACUGUACAUGUUAGUAAUUCAAAAAACAAUAUAUCGGAUACUGGUUCUGGUAUGGAGUCGCCACUUUCUUCCACUGUUGGAAUUGGAAAUUCACCACAUGAAGAAACAUCGAAAUCAUUAAACACUAUGGCACCUUCAGUUGAAGUGACAACUUCGAAACCGCCAUCUUCAAGCACUGUCUCUACAUCAACCGUCCCUAAUACUUCACCUGCACCGUCUGCUACCACAAUUACAUCUACAUCGACUAGUUCAACUUUAGCUACAACAACAAAAUCAACUACAGUAGAAAGAAUCAAAUUAACAGUGUCUACAGGCGGUAAUCAAGAAAUAAGAUUGCCAGUUGACUCUGUUGCAAUUCAUGCUGAUGUCUCUCCAUUAUCAGAUCAUCCAUAUGACUAUCUAUGGAAGUUGAUAAAACAUCCUGAAGAUUUCCAAGGAACACAGUCUGGUAUUGAGACAGAAACAUUGAAACUGGCAACGCUUACACAAGGAGAAUAUGAAUUCAAGGUUGAAGUAAGUGGGGAAAAUUCAUAUGGAGAAGCGUCAGUAAACAUUACCGUUCUACCAAAACUCCGAGUCAAUAAACCACCUGUUGCUGUUAUAUCACCAACUUUCCAAGAACUCACUUUACCGACUGAUUCUACUCUUUUAGAUGGAUCACAGAGCCAUGAUGAUGACGGUAUUGAGACGUAUGAAUGGGAAGAAGUAGAAGGACCUUUACAAGCCAAUAUUAAUAAAGAUAAGAACGGGAAUCUUCCAAAUGAAAAAGUGUUGAAAAUUACUGGUCUCAUUGUCGGAAACUACACAUUCAAAUUAACAGUUACAGAUACUGAUAAAGUAACAGAUUACACAGAGGCAAUAAUCAUUGUUAAAAACAAAAUCGACAAUCCACCAAUCGCCAAUGCUGGAUCAAAUCAGGUGAUUCACUUACCACAAACAUCAGCUGUAUUAUGUGGGAAUGACAGCACAGAUGAUUGGGGAAUUGUCAAUUACAAAUGGUCACUCAGUCCUGACAGCAAGAAGGAUGUGGUUGAUAUGCAGGGAGCAAGAAAGAAAUGCAUUGAAUUAUCAAACUUGGAAGUUGGCGAUUAUACUUUUCAACUAACAGUAACUGAUGAAGCAGGACAAGAAGAUACAGCUAAAGUUACAAUCAUAGUACAACCUGAAUCCAAUCAUCCACCAUUAGCAAAUGCUGGAACGGAUCAACAACUUCUAUUACCUUUAGAGAAUGGUGUCGUUACUGGUAAUUUAGAUGGUUCUGCAAGUAAAGAUGAUAAGUCAAUAACUACUAGACUAUGGAAAAUGACCAGUGGCCCGCAACCAGUCACCAUUGUCAAGCCUGAUGAUUUAGUAACAUCAGUUACAGGGAUUACGAAACCAGGAAAAUAUGUGAUGACAUUAACUGUUACUGAUGCUGAUGGAGCUUCUAGUUCUGAUGAUGUUGUCAUUACAGUGAAAGAAGAGCAACCGCCCAUAGCAUUAGCAGGUUCGGACAUCAUUUUAACUCUCCCUGACAACGUAGCAAUGUUAGAUGGAAGUAAAUCAACUGAUGAUUAUGGAAUCACAGAAUACGAAUGGAUAAGAUCAGACAAAAGUCCUGCUGCUGGUUAUUUUCUGAACGAGUCAAAUCACCAAGCUGUUCUUCAUGUUGCUGGUUUGGUACAAGGAUCAUUUACUUUUAUAUUAAAAGUUACGAAUAUUCGUGGAAAAUCAUCACAAGAUGAAGCAAGAGUUACCGUGGUUUCUGAUCCUCUCACCGAUAAUUUGGUUGAACUUCAUCUUGAUGCAAACAUACUAAGAUUUGAUGAAGCACAGAAACAAACAGUUAUUAAACAAUUGGAAGUUCUACUUUCUUUACAACCUGAUGAUAAAAUCAUUGUUACAGAUGUAUUUGCUGAACAUGGAACUGGACAUAUGAUUGUCUUAUUCUACGUCAAAUCAAAAGAUGGUCAAAUACUUCCUGCAAUGACAGUAACAGACUCUUUGAAUUCAAAAUUAAAAUAUGAUGUUGAUUUUCUGGAGUUCAAGUUUUUGAGAGCGGAUACAUAUGUUUGCGAAAACACUUGUUCUGGUCAUGGCAGAUGUCACUCCGGAACUCAUGAUUGCGAAUGUGAUUUAUUUUGGAUGGAAAACUUUUUCAGAGUUUAUAUGGGCGAUGGAAAGAGAAAUUGUGAUUGGAGUGUCCUGUAUGUUGGCAUCGUUACUUUCAUCAUCAUCACAUUAUUCAGCUGUGCAAUGUGGUUCUUUGCCUGUUUUUGUUUGAAAAAGCGAAAUAAAAGAUCACCAAACAGAAGACGCAAAAAUUACACAACUCAUGACAAAGCAAGAUAUGAAAAGUUACCAAUGAAACCACACAGAAAUGGACAUGUUCGAAAAAAUGGAUAUGUACGACCGGGAGUAACAGCCUACAAAUCAAGUAGUAUAAUGAGGAGCAUUUCAUCCUCAACUUCAAGUUUAUCUGACUCAGACGCAGCAAAAGAACAUACUUUAUUCGAGAGAAAAAGACUCUUGCUUUCUUCAAAUGGCGGAGGAAGACCAAAUGGUGCUUUUGAUCCUAUCGAAGCCGAUUUUGCUAAAGUAAAAGUCCGUAAAUCUUCAUCUUCUUCAUUUAGUAAAAACUCUAAUAAUUCAGCGCAAAGAGGAGAAAAUUAUAAUCCGUCAUUCGGACAUCAAAGUACUUUAUUGAGGGUCAGAAACAGUGACGAAGAAGAUAUUUUAUAAAUAGUAUUUUGUGUUUUCUUUCAUCUAUCUUCAAAGUGCAAUUGACUGAUAUAAACUUUUAUUAAUAUAUGAUUUUUUUGUUGCUCAUGAUAUCCUCCGAUCAACAUGCCUAUUGGGUAGUUUUGCUGGAAUGAUUGGGACUGUAUGAUCCUAACUUGAAUUACAUUAUCUGAAAAUGUAUAAAGAAUCAAUGCUGCCCAAUAGCUAUUCACAGAGUAUGUCAUCAAUCAACGAUUUAGAUUAUAUGUCCAUCUUUAUUUCUUAUUUAGACUUAGAAAAUUGAGGGUGAAUUCCCAUAUGAUCAUUUGAAGAAAACAUGAUCGGAUAAUUUUAUAUAUUGAGGUGUACAAAAAAUUCCUGGGAUGAUAAAUUUUAGGCAACUAUGACAAAAGCAAUAACUGACAAAAAUAUUUUUGCUUACUUCUCAUGUCUAUGAGUGGUCAACAAUUAAAAAAUUAUGUUAUCUGAAAUUGAAAGAUCAUUGUAUCUAAAAAUAUUAGGAUUGGCAUAAUUUAAUAUCUUUUACAAUCAUUCAACUGGUUGUCGUUAAUUAUGGCUCAACAGGGAAAAUUUUAUUAUAUAAUUAUACAAUUAUACAUAAUUGUAAUUAUAAUUAUACCUUGCAUUGGGACAUUGUCUAUUUCUUCCAGAUAAAAUUAGUAUAUAUGUAUAUAACACCAUACUUGGAAAUUUGUCACAUGCUUAGCUGCCUGUACUAGCUUCAGAUACAUAAUCUUUUUUUGUUGGAGUGGUUAUAACAAUAUUGAUUGUAUUAGUUUGAAACUAAUAUGUACGGCUGCACUUUUAUUUUAUUACUAAAAGACUUGUUGAAAAAAGGACCCUUUUUAUGCAAAAUUCUUAGUUAUCUUAAAUUUAUAGCUACUUAUAAAUGCUUGUGCCUUGUGUUUUUGCUUUUAAUAUCGGUGCUAUGUUGCUUUUUGUGUGUUUUUUUCAUGGACGCUAGUAACUCUUCAAAUAGAUUUAAUACAACAAUUAGAUGUUUUAUGAAAUGAUAAAAUACUUCUAUCAACACCCAAUUCCAAGCAGAUAAGACAUCUGAUAAUUAGAUCACUAUUUGUCAUAAUUUUUUUUUAGUUUUAUUAGUAAGUGGUAGAGAAGUUUUGAUAAUAUUAUGUUAGCUAAAUGAAUUGAUUUUGAUAAGAAUCUGUGACAAGAGAGCUGUUCUUUUUUUUUGAAAAUUUAUUAGAAGAACUUAAUUUGUCUAGUGAUUGGUUUUUAAUUUAUUGGUUCGUAAACUACUUGUCAUUAUCUCAAGUGAAUCACAAAAUAUCAAUUCCAUUUUACCAAAGAUUUACUUCAUAUCUUUCCGAGUGUAGAACUUGAAAAUAAAAUGUUUGAAUUCGUUUAGAGAGAAAUUCAGCUAGUUAUAUCAGAUUUUUAACUAGCCUUUUCAGUUGUCUUAAUUUUAUGUUAGUAAAGUCACACUUUGCGAUUUGUAUACAGUAGGUAAAUAAAUCUAUUGUGAGUCAUAAAAUUUAGAAUCCACUGAUUCAAUACAAUGAUACUAUCCAAAUUCUUCUCUCUGGAUAAUUUACUUAGCAGAUAAUUGGAAGUUGAAAUAAAGAUUCUAAUUAGCAAUUACACCCUUUUAUAAAACUUGCUUUCUCUUGCCGAAUAAUAUAUACGUUGAUUCUUGUUUUUAAUUUUUUCUGUGAAUCUUUUAUUCUAUAAUAAGCUUUGAUUUUUAUUACCUACAUGCUCGCACAAAUACAUUGAAGAUAAUUUUUAUGUUUGAAAUUUGUGCAAUUCUGUUCAAAUUUUAAGUCCCACUUUUACUUAAAUAACCUAUUUUAUUUUUUUCCCCGAGUAAUAUUGAAACUAUAUCUAAAUACACUUGUUGUCAUUAUUAUCACCAAGUAUGAAAUAUGCUCAGUUGUCUCAUAUGUUAUUCAUAAAGAUCUGCUAAGCCUGUGAAGCCAUGUUGAUUAGUAAAAAAUGAUAUAUUGCUACUACGUGGGAGUAAAACCAACACAAUUUUCCUAAAUCAGGAUUAGGGGCUGGGUUAUAAAUAACAAUGGCCCCAGCACCGGAUCCUUUUUUGAAAUUUAUCAAAGUUUUAGAUACACAAAUUCAACUCGGAACUUAUAAAUCGAUAUUACAAAUUGAAUUUAUAUGAAAAAGUAUUAGCUGAGAAGGUUAUUUAUAUAGCGUAUUACAAAAUUGUAAAUGAGGAAAAAUAAGAUGGUUAGGAGCUGAAGCCACUAAAAGUUCUUGUAGCCCCGAUUUUAGCUCUUAUGGUAAGCUUGGCUCUAGCUCAAAUUGUCGCACCUCUGGUUCUCCAGCCCUGUUAAUACAGGUGAAAUGGAAAUUCAACAGGCAUAAAGUAGGAAAUUUGCUUUUUCAUAUCACAAGCGUACAUAAAUAUAAUAGUCCAUUCCAAAAUAUGGGACAAAUAAACUGUGAUAUGGGCAUAAGGCAAUAAUGUAUAUUGUAUUGACAGAUUUCAAAUUGUCUUUAUUUCUCUAAUGUAUCGAGUGCAUAUAUAUAUAUAUUGCUGUUUUAUCCUAUAUGACCUGUGCUAUGUACAGAAUACUAUUGGCUUUUUAUUCGCUGUAUAGAAUGCCAUAAAUGCUGAGUUUAGCUCUAUAUAAUUGUGUUAAUAUUUUACUAAUGUUCCGUGUUAUCAAAUUGUUUUAGUCAGUGUGGUUAUUUGUUUUUAGACUUAUGAAUACGUCAUAGUAACUUUUGUAGACUAGACCCAGAAAGAGGUUGCAUAUUUUUAAACCAUCUCUUACUCUUUUAUUCAAGUUUUGGUAGUAAAGUUAGUUUGUCCUGAUCAAGUUGAUGUCUUUAUAGAUUACAUGUCACAGUUAAAAAUAACUUGCCAUUACCAUGUUUUGACUUUCUAAGGUAUGGUCCACAUGAUUUAUAAUGUUUGCUUGGCAAUGAUGUAAAGUCCAUUUACUAAAGAUUAUAAUAUCGCAUUGUUAAAAAGUCACAACAGGCUCAGAAUCUAGUCUGAGUUGUACCAAAAAAAAUAAAUUUCCGUCUUAAGGUUUUGCUAAUUUUGAAUGAUUCAUGAUUGUGUGGUCACUACCCCUGUCCUGGUCAAUCAUAGGUAACUUGACCCCCAGGCCGCUUCAAUGAAUUGGAGACUAUUCGAGAAAACGCCCUUCUGACCCCACCAUUAAGUGAUUUAAUAUUAAGUGUUGUUAACAUUUACCAGAUACAGUUCCAGUUAAAAGUGUUAAUUUUUAAUGAACAAUAGAGAUUCAUUUAUGCCUCUAUAAAUCAAAAUUUCACUGCCGAAUUAUUCUGUAGCAACAGUAGGAAUUAAUUUUAUUUAUCCAGUUUCACGAUUGUUGUCAUGGGUAUUCAUAAUUAAGCCAUAAAAUUUUUUUUUUUACUCAUGAAAAUGAUUACAUGUGAAAAUUUAUUAAAAAUUGUUUUGCAUCAAUAGGACAAAAUGAAAAAUGUGUUUACUGUUGGUUUGCGUUUUUUUUGCAUUAUAGAUUUCUUUAUAAUUUGUUUUCCCUUAAUAGUCAUCAGUUGCAUGAACCUAACUUGAAGAUUAUCAUUGUUCACAAAAAACAAAGCAUUCCGAUUCCAUGAAACCAGAAUUGAAGCAAUAUUUCAUUCUUUAAACGUAGACAAUCGUCAGUCAGCCUUUUCCACCAUGCAUGGGUAAAGGAAAGUUCAUGCUAUGAUCCCAGGUCUCUUUACGUACACUGUAUGGUACAGAUAUACAUUUGUUAAAUUAAUUUCAUGUCAGUUCAUUUCUGCACAUGUUUCAAAAUUAAUUCUUUAUCCUGCUAAAUCUUGCUUAACUGUGCUCAGUUGAAGAUCUGAUAUUUUAUUAAUAAAAUAUGUUUAUCUAUAUCUUAUUUAGUUAGUUUUGUCUCCUACUAUUAUUACUUUUGUUGUUUUACCAAAUAAUAAAUUAUGCCUGUUUGAA